AUGACCAAAAGAUUCAGAGUUGGAGGAGAAGAAGUUGAGAUGGAGAGCAUUAACAUGGCUAACAUGUUAAUGUUCUUAUCUCAUAGUGCUCAUCAUCAACAACACCACCAUCAACAACAACAACAACAACAAAAAAGUAAUUACAAGAGCAUGAGUACUAGUAGUACAACCGGUAAACUAUUUGAGUGCAAGACAUGCAAUCGCCGGUUCACAUCAUUCCAAGCACUGGGAGGUCACCGGGCAAGUCAUAAAAAGCCGAAGGCGGUGGCCGAUGGGGGCAGCGGUAACGGUGGUGAGAUGGCGGUGAAGCCGAAGGUGCAUGAGUGCUCAGUAUGUGGGCUUGAGUUUGCAAUUGGACAAGCUUUGGGAGGACAUAUGAGAAGACAUAGAGGGUUAAGUACUGAAGGAGUGAAUGGUCAUGAUGAUGAGCAUGAUGUUCAUAAGUUGGUGAUGGAGAAGAAGAGUCAUGGUGGGAGGAGAGUUAUGUGCAUGGAUUUUGACUUGAACUUACCACCAGUGGAUGGUGGAGAACAUGAUCAGAAAUGGUUGAAGAUUGGGAGUAGUAAUUUGGUUGAUUGUUUACAUUAA
Messenger RNA from Dioscorea cayenensis subsp. rotundata (Guinea yam), 588 nucleotides. Its product is annotated as zinc finger protein ZAT12-like. The record is from RefSeq and is a predicted model, not a curated record. Lineage: Eukaryota; Viridiplantae; Streptophyta; Magnoliopsida; Dioscoreales; Dioscoreaceae. The transcript has a single exon. The coding region runs from base 1 to 588 and encodes 195 amino acids.